Molecule: messenger RNA, 1407 nt
Organism: Westerdykella ornata
Lineage: Eukaryota; Fungi; Ascomycota; Dothideomycetes; Pleosporales; Sporormiaceae
Product: alpha subunit of prolyl 4-hydroxylase
Exons: 1
Biological process (GO): peptidyl-proline hydroxylation to 4-hydroxy-L-proline
Cellular component (GO): endoplasmic reticulum
Molecular function (GO): iron ion binding; L-ascorbic acid binding; procollagen-proline 4-dioxygenase activity
Source: RefSeq, a predicted model, not a curated record
CCUCCCACCCUCGAACCCAAGCAGCUCUCCUCGGUCAUCUCUCCCGAAGAGCUCGAGAUCACAAUCGACACGCUCCGAACCCUCGCCCAAUAUCCGACUCUCAUCAAAUCGAAAGCUUGCCAGCCGUUGCGGGCUGCUACCUACGACUUCCGAACCGUCUGCACGACUGGACUAAACUCGGCACCCACGAUAUCGAAUGCGAACACUAGUGCCUCGUCUUCGAGCCUCACCUCUCGCGUGAGUGCUGCACUAGCCGAUGGGCGCUACAUGGAAGCGCGGGUCGCGCUGGCGGAGAUGCGCGUGAGGGGCUUAGCUCCGAAGCUUGGAGCCCUCUGUCGAUGGGUACGGGACCUUGAUGUUGUUAGCGGAUUGAGCGGCGACCAGGGGAUUCAUGGGAGAGGUACACGAAGUUCGUGCGAGAGAGAAGCGUUCCGGGCCCUGGAUGCCGUACUGCGUGUGACGUGCCCCAUCGAUGAGACUACAUCGGUAACAGGAGGAGCGACCGGCGGGGACAUGAUGAUCAACUUGCAACCUGCUUGGAACCUGCGCGUUCCAUCUACGGAAGACGGGCAAAGCCGUAAUGCCGUUAAAAAUGGGACCCUUUUUGCAACGGAUCAGGAGAGGGCAAGGACCGCAUCCAAAUACACUCUCAUCGAAAGGACCCCGGGCCUACUUCGAAAACCGCCCAAUCAUCACCCUGCGCUUUUGUAUACGUCGGAACCAGGCGCUAUACCGUUGACUGCGGACAAGCAUCUCACUCCCACCCUCCACAAGCAUCCUCUCGUCCCAAACUUAUCCCUCAUCUCAUCUGUCCUGAGCCCAUCCGAGUGUCGAGCUAUUGUAAUGGCUGGCGAGGCCGUUGGUUUUGUCCCCGAUGCACCAUUGAAGGAUGAUACCGACGACGUCAGUAUACUUGCCCAUAACUUCUACUGGGUCGUUGAUCAACCUUUUCAUGACGCCCUGUGGGCCCUUGUCCGCGAUUUUGUUCCGGCACACGUAGGGGGGAGAGUUGCAAGGGGCAUCAACAGACGAUUCAGAGUGUAUCGCUAUGUACCUGGUGCCGAAUAUCGUUGUCAUAUUGAUGGUGCUUGGCCACCUUCAGGCAUUUCGCCUACGGGACAAUAUCAAUACGAUGCCAGCGGGCCUGAAACCGGGGGGAAACAGUCGAGCCUGUUCACUUUCCUGAUCUAUCUCAACGAAGAUUUCCAGGGCGGGGAAACAACCUUCUUCUUGCCCAGCGUCAAGGAGGGCGUGCUGAAUGCAUACCCAGUCAAACCAGUCAUGGGCGGUGUUGCUCUUUUCCCACAUGGGGACAGCAAGGGGGCACUGCUACACGAGGGCACAGGAGUCAGAAGUGGAGCGAAAUACGUGAUCAGGACUGACGUUGAGUACGAUGUGGAGCCCUCG